Molecule: messenger RNA, 3954 nt
Organism: Leucoraja erinaceus (little skate)
Lineage: Eukaryota; Metazoa; Chordata; Chondrichthyes; Rajiformes; Rajidae
Gene: mastl
Product: microtubule associated serine/threonine kinase-like
Biological process (GO): peptidyl-serine phosphorylation; intracellular signal transduction
Cellular component (GO): nucleus
Molecular function (GO): ATP binding; protein serine/threonine kinase activity
Source: RefSeq, a predicted model, not a curated record
GCUGUUCGCGCGCCAGGAGCGGGUGUUGGUUGUCGGGGCUAAAGCUCCUCCAGCAUCUUUGGUCGGGGCUGUCCAAGCGCCAGGAGCGGUUGUCGGUUGUCGGGGCUAAAGCUCCUCCAGCAUCUUUGGUCGGGGCUGUCCAAGCGCCGUGUCUCCCGCUGCGGCGGAUCCGGUUGAGAGAUGGAGGUUCCAAGUGACGGCCAAGCCCCGGCCGCCGUCUCGUAUCGGGACGUGAAGUCGGUGAAGGUGCCGAGCGCCCCCAGCAUCGAGGACUUCCUUAUCAUCAAACCCAUCAGCCGUGGGGCGUUCGGUAAAGUGUACCUGGCUCGCAAAAAACAGGGCGAGCAUAAGAUGUAUGCUGUCAAGGUUGUCAAGAAAGCUGAUCUGAUACAUAAAAACAUGGUGCACCAAUUGCAGGCAGAGAGAGCUGCACUAGCUCUCAGUAAAAGCCCUUUUAUUGUCCACUUGUAUUACUCUCUUCAGUCCACCAACAACGUUUAUCUCGUUAUGGAGUAUCUUAUUGGUGGGGAUGUCAAGUCUCUCCUUCACAUUUAUGGUUAUUUUGAUGAAGACAUGACAGUAAAAUAUAUCUGUGAGGUUGCUGUAGCAUUGGACUAUUUGCACAGACAUGGAAUUAUUCAUAGAGAUCUGAAACCUGAUAACAUGUUAAUUUCUAACCAGGGCCACAUCAAAUUAACUGACUUUGGUCUCUCCAGAGUUGCUCUGAACAGAGAAGUAAACAUGAUGGAUAUUCUGAACACACCUUCCAUGAUUAAUCCGAAACUGGAUUACUACCGUACUCCGGGUCAGAUCUUGUCUCUCAUUAGUUCUCUGGGCUUAAACACGCCAAUGGGAGGAAAAUCCAAAGAUGCAUCGCCACUGUUGAGCCCCAUGAUAUGUAACAACGUUAAUGUUUCCCUUGGAUCAUUUUGUUGUUCUCCUCUGCCACAGAGUGCCAAAAGAUGUAACAAUGGGCUUGCAACUAAAGGUGCUGACAGCUCAUCUUGCAGUCCGAGCAUGCCAGUGAAAUAUCUGACACCAGAUUUUGCCCAAUUAAGUACAAAGAUUGCAGAGUCAAGUGCCAGCAGUCAAUCACGUCUGAUUCCCUCGAGCACCGAGUCAGGAUGUUUAAAGAGUCCGCUGUGGGAAGAAGAACAGCAGAGAAAAGAAAUCGGAGAGCCUGAUGCAAAAGUAAUUGCAACCAGUGGAAAGUCUGUUAUAAGCAGCUCAUUUAGGAAGAAUGAUGUCCAUCAUAAAGACGAUCUAGAGAUGAAUGUCUCUCCGGUUGAGAAUGAAAGCCAUCCAGGAAGAAGGCCAGGUGGAGUGACUGAGCAUCUCCAGAUUCGGGCUACUCCUCUUAACAAUGCAGUUAAAGGCCUUGUCAAAAAAUGCCUUUACAAAUGUGUGGCAAAAGAAGAAGAAAAAGAUACUUCACCCACAGCCGAAAUGACCAAAGGCUCAGUCAAAAGACUAUGUACCCAAAGCACUUCAUCUACUUUGAGAAACAAAGUAAAGGAAAACCCAAUGAAUUUAGGAGAACUUCUCUGCCACACAACAUCAGAAGGAACUGUUCCAUUUGAAAGUUUACCUCUCCCAGGAAGCCUGAUGGAUAUAUCAUUGAGUGCUUCCCAAGAUGAUUAUGGGAAUGGAAUGGAAGAGGAAAUUGAUGUAAAGCCAAACAAGUCAAAGAGGACAUUUGAUGAGGUAGAUAAUAGCCCAUUUUCGAUUAACCCCCGAAGUAAGAAGGCUAAUUCUGAAUAUAAACGAGGAUACGAAAUACCAGAAUUCCAACCGAUUCCUCACACAGGUUUAACUAGAGAAAUAAAUGCACUGGAAUUAGGUUCUGGAAUACAUAAUUGCGAAAGCCCUGAUACGGCUAAUGGGUGCUUUGAAGGGAAUACCAGAAACUCUGAAAAGAGAACACCUGAUACGUCCUUAGCCAAAAACCUACUUACUGAAUUAGAUGAGCAAUGUGAAAAGGAGGAUUGUAAAAAUGAACUCGGGAGCAGUUUUCAGAUUGAUGAUAAUGAUAAGAGUCUGCAGAGAAGUCUAAGUUUAUAUUCAGCUUCCUCUGCUCAGGAAGAAUCUUUCACGGAAAUUCAUAAUGAGAAAGCAUUUGAUGUCAGCACAAAAGAUUCUUCGUUUGAACAGGUUACAACUAAAGACCAUAUUUCUCCCCAGUUUUGCACCCUGCAUAAAAUACUGCCUUAUUGUGCAGCUUCAAAGCACCAGCCUAUCUGUGCUGACAGUAACAAGUGCACCAACCAUUCAGCAGAAAUAUGCCAUGAUCUUCGUCCUUCACUCCUUGUCAAUUCACUGGCUUCAAACCAAAAUAAAUCUAAUGUUCUGUUCCGAAGUUAUUGCAGUCCAAUAUAUGAAUCUGAUUUAUCUGUAAAAACCGGGAUGAGUAUGGAGUCGAGAGAAAAAAUGGAUACAUCCCUUUGUACUGGGAGUUACCCACAAGCAGUGACACCUCUGUCAAGAAUCCAUUUGUACAAGCUAAAUGGAUCAUUUCAGACUCCACUGCCAGCGAUUAUGCAAACUCCUUAUAGAACUCCCAAAAGUGUGCGGAGAGGUCCGGCCCCAGCAGAGUGGGAUAGAAUUCUGGGAACACCCGAUUACUUGGCCCCUGAACUUCUCCUGAGGAUGCCACAUGGUCCAGCAGUGGAUUGGUGGGCUCUUGGAGUCUGUUUAUUUGAGUUUCUUACGGGCAUUCCUCCCUUCAAUGAUGAAACACCUCAACAAGUCUUUCAGAAUAUCUUGAACAGAGAUAUCCCGUGGCCAGAAGGUGAAGAACAAUUGUCCAAAGAUUCCCAAGAUGCAAUUGAGAUUCUAUUGACUAUUGAAUGUUUCAAAAGAGCUGGAUUAAAAGACCUCAAGAAGCAUUCACUUUUCCACAAUAUCGACUGGGACAAUUUGCAGAAUUGUGCCAUGCCCUUUGUCCCACAACCAGACGAUGAAACAGAUACUACGUAUUUUGAAGCCAGGAAUAAUGCACAACACCUUACUGUGUCAGGUUUCAGCUUGUAGCACACCCAUUGGGUAAAUCUAGAUGGCACGUGGGAGUGAGAGCAAAAUGCACACACUUGAAUAUAAAAUUGAUACUAAACCUAAUAGUAAUUAUUGUUUUGGUAAGAGUAAGAUUUAUCUUUUGUUACAUUUAUCAUUUAAAUUUUCGACUGAUUUAUUCAAAAUGAUCUAGAUUAUUUUGAAAGCCAUUAUUUAUAAAGACUAAUUCUUUGUCGGCUUAUUUCUUGACAUUUAUUCAAAGCAAUUUUCCAUACAGCCAGACAAUUUUGGUCAUUGUGUACCAGACUGACAAGUCUUUCAGAUCCUCUCCAAAAUCUCUCCAGCGUAUACCCUCUUCCUUUACCCCCCCCCCCCCCCCCCCCCCCCAAAAUCUUGCAGAUGCACUUUAUAUCUAUGAUUGACAACUAAAUACUGCUAAUUUUACAUACAGAUGAUGUUGUUUUAAUUUAUGUUCGUAUGGGUAUGUCCAAAAAAUGUAUGUUUUUAUUAAUUUGUGCAUCUGGUCCAAUUGAAAAUGUUGUCAGAACUAUUCAUUGAUAGGUCAGUCACUCAUCAGUAAUCUUGCUGAAUAAAUGUUAAAGGAUGGAGUUAACUGCUCCGUGCAUUAGCUGGCCUGAAGCCCCUCAAAUGAGAAUUAAAGCUGCUAAUUUCUACAUUCCAAUUAAUGUUUGUUUGCCUGUCGGCUGCUUUAAAUCUUUCUCCAAAGUUCCUAGAUAAUACAUUUGGCCAAUAGUGAUCACAAAGUGCAUCCGUGAGUGCUUCCUCUUGUCCUAUUUAAUUAAUUAUGAAUAUACAGAUUAGCAAAUGACCGUUGCCAAUUACUGAUAUCAUUUUUGAUAACAUAUUUAUACAAUCUACUCCAAUGGACCUUUUUGUAAGAUUAUGUAACCUAUGGUGAUUCAAAUAAAAAAAUAUAUUAAUGGG